AUGCGGCUCAUUCGCGGAUCCAAAGCGAAGCCGGGGCGGAUGUACCCAUUUAUGUACGGAUACGCAAAGGGACCGCAGCGAUGUUCUAAAAUGUGUCGGCAGUGGGUGGGGAAUUUGAAGAAAGGGGGUGGGGCUCUGACUGUGACAUGGAAGUCUACAGCCAAUAAAGCUACCAAAUAUCACAGAUUGAAAAACCUCCUGUCAUCAAAGGAUCAAUCUGACGCUCACAUGCUGCAGAGGGGUGGGUCUGUCUGUGAUACAAACACGUAUCGACUCCUCCAAUCAGAUUGCCUUCAGAACCGUAUACCAAUCACACAGCACUUUGGGAGGUCUCGACCACGUCGGCCAACACACAAGCAUCCUAUUAACCAGGGGUAUGAACGACAGAAUGAGACACAGGACGACAACAACACCUGCGAGGACAGUGAGUUAACGGAGGGUCUUGAGCAGUGUUCUGGCUCCAGUGAGCUGCAGGAUGAUGAUGAGCUUUCUCUCUUGGCUGACCCAGAGGAGAUGGACCUUCUCGGGGAGAUCUUUGAGUGUUCUCGACCUCUUCAGCUUCAACAGCAGUGA
Messenger RNA from Xyrauchen texanus (razorback sucker), 573 nucleotides. Its product is annotated as DENN domain-containing protein 1C-like. Gene Ontology annotation, molecular function: guanyl-nucleotide exchange factor activity; phosphatidylinositol phosphate binding. The transcript is spliced from 7 exons. The record is from RefSeq and is a predicted model, not a curated record. The coding region runs from base 1 to 573 and encodes 190 amino acids. Lineage: Eukaryota; Metazoa; Chordata; Actinopteri; Cypriniformes; Catostomidae. Gene Ontology annotation, cellular component: cytosol; intracellular membrane-bounded organelle. Gene Ontology annotation, biological process: endocytosis; endocytic recycling.